Aspergillus pseudotamarii is the source of this 16068-nucleotide messenger RNA. RefSeq lists its product as uncharacterized. Lineage: Eukaryota; Fungi; Ascomycota; Eurotiomycetes; Eurotiales; Aspergillaceae. The record is from RefSeq and is a predicted model, not a curated record. Gene Ontology annotation, biological process: secondary metabolite biosynthetic process; amino acid activation for nonribosomal peptide biosynthetic process. Gene Ontology annotation, cellular component: cytoplasm. Gene Ontology annotation, molecular function: phosphopantetheine binding; catalytic activity. The coding region runs from base 1 to 16068 and encodes 5355 amino acids. The transcript has 3 exons.
AUGGGCUCCGGAGAUUCUAACCCGUGUUUCAUUUACCCUCCAGCGCGAGAGCCUGAGGCCAUGAAACCUACCAUACUACCACUUGACGGCACAGCUUCUGCUAAUAGAACAGGAGCCUGGAAAUUAUCUAGACCCUCUAAUCAUACAUUUGCAACGGCCAAUGGCCGGAAACUUAAGGAUGCCGUCCCUCUAGCAUGGCUGGAGCAGGUGUCAAGAAUUGCAAACCAAUGCCAUUGCACGGUAGACGAAAUUGAAGAUAUAUACCCAUGCACCCCUCUCCAAGAAGGAAUGAUGGCGCUCACACUUAAGGACUCUACAGCAUACACGGUGAUGUACACGUAUCACUUGCCACACAGCAUCGAGAUUGAUCGAUUGAAGUCAGCCUGGGAUCAGGCUGCCCAAGCGAACCCCAUCUUACGAACACGAAUAGUUCCCACGGAGCACAGCAGUUGUAUGCAAGUGGUGCUACGGGACUCUGUUCCAUGGAUAGUCCACCAAGGGUAUAGCGCGUGUGACCAAGAGGUGGUGAGCUCUGGCGAUGGACAUAUCCCGGGUGCAAACACAGAGGAGCAGUCGUGUACCAUAUGGCAGGUAGGAUCUCCGCUCGCAAGGCUGAUAUGGGAUCCCUCGGCACAUGUCUUGACAGUAUUAAUGCACCAUGCACUCUGCGAUGACUGGUCAAUGAGGCUUUUGCUGCACGACGUGGAUGCGGCAUACCAGGGGCAAGUAUUGGUAGGCCGGCCUUUUCGGCCAUUGAUCGAGUAUAUUGAGCAGUCAAAGGAGCGGUCUGCCAAUUUCUGGAGGGAGCAGUUCGCCAAUGCGCACCACAGCGAGAUGAAGUCAUUCCCAUCUCUGCCAGUCCCUGGAUAUACCCCGGUAUUGUCACAAGAAUUGACGCAAACCUUCCCCUACAACCAUGAGCGCAGACUAGCGUUCCCCAUAAGCGCCAAGAUACGAUUGGCCUGGGCCAUGCUACAGUCUUCAUAUACGCGAUCGGGCGAUGUGCUCUUUGGAGCAAUCGAUACUGGUCGAGGCAUUCCCUUGAAAGGUAUUGAGGAGCUGAGCGGACCAUCCUUGGUCUGCAUCCCAGUACGGAUUCAGCUUCAGCCACAGCAGACCAUUACAGAUGCACUUCAAUCUAUCCAGUGCCAAUACGCAGAUACAAUGGAAUUUGCACAUAUCGGUCUUCAAUACUUGAUGCACCUUGAGCCUGGUACAGCCGCAGGGUGUCGCUUCAACACGUUGCUCGCUGUCGAGCCAGAGCAGAGUGGGCCGGUCCCCUCAAUCUUCAAACAUAAUCGCGAGAUCCAAAAAACGUAUGAUACGUAUCCGUUAAUUCUACGGUGCCGGCCAUCGCCCCGGUCCUUGACUCUUCAAGCAACGUUUGAUCCGGCGAUACUGGAACCACAGCAGACGGAUCGUAUUUUGCAUCAGCUGACACACAUCUACUGUCAAAUAGAGGGGCAUCCCGAAUUAAAACUGUCCGAAGUCAACAUACUCAGCCCUAAAGAUCGACAGUGCCUCUCUGCCUGGAACUUCCCAAUUCCCUCAGUCGUAAAGAAAACAGUACCCGAGCUGAUUCACGAGAUGGCUCUGAAACAGCCCCAAAAGGCGGCGAUAUAUAGCUGGGAUGGCAAUCUCACUUAUGAUCAGCUUGACCGCCUCUCACAUGCUCUUAUGAUUCAAUUCAAGAAACAUGGCGUCACGCCAGGCGUCUUCGUCCCGCUCUGUCUGGAGAAGUCAAUGUGGAUGGGACUUGCGAUGUUAGCAGUCAUGAAGGCUGGCGGAGCCUUUGUGUUACUUGAUCCAUCCUAUCCACUGGCCCGGCUGCGUCAGAUGUGUGAGGUUGUUAAAUCAUCUUUAGUGGUCAGCAUGAAUAAGACCCGCAGCCUCGCAUCACGACUCGGGCUGCAGGGUUUAGUGAUCGACGAGGAAGAUCCUCGUUUGCUGCUUGAACGUAUUCGGACCUAUGAUAUUAGCAGCCCGGUAGCCAGCUGCUCCACCCAAGACCCCAUGUAUGCUACAUUUACCUCUGGCUCGACAGGGGCCCCCAAAGGCGUGGUGGUCGAUCAGGGAGGGUACACAACAAGUGCUACAGCUCAUGCAAAACAAUACAACUUCUCAGAACAUUCCCGUGUUCUGCAAUUCGCCUCCCCGGGGUUCGAUUCAUGUAUCAUUGAGCAUAUUAGUACCCUUAUUGAGGGUGGAUGCGUCUGUGUUCCAAAUGGUGAUGAGUGCCGCAGCCGCCUGGCGCACACGAUCAAUAUGUAUGGUGUGAACAACGUUUGCCUCACACCGUCUGUAGCACGGAUCCUUUCCCCCGAAGAACUUCCUACACUUCAGGACCUUGCCUUUGUCGGUGAGGCUGUCCUUGAUGGUGACAUUGCACGGUGGAAGCCAUUUGUCCAUGUGCGGAACGCAUAUGGUCCAGCAGAAUGCUCGGCUGUGUUUAGCGUUCAGCCAAGUCUGACCGUUCAUGAUCCGAAAAACAUUGGCUUCCCUACGGGUGGCGUCGGCUGGGUCGUGCAUCCUGAAAACCCCCAAGUCUUGAUGCCAGUGGGUAGUACUGGCGAGUUGUUGAUCGAAGGCCCAAUUGUUGGACCCGGAUAUCUCUCCAACCCUUUUCUCACAGCUCAAAGCUUCAUUCAUCCCCCGAAAUGGAGGGAGCAGUUUGGCGACGCCCAUGGCCGCAUGUACAAGACUGGCGACCUUGUGCAGACCACAGAUACUGGAAGCUUUCGUUAUUUAGGGCGCAAGGAUACUCAAGCGAAGCUCCACGGACAGCGCAUUGAGUUAGGUGAAAUAGAGUACCUGUUGCAACAAGUUGCUUUCACCGAUGCUCCACAAGUAGUUGUGGGGAUAGUACAUCACGACAAUAUCCACCCUCCAGUAAGCACACUUGCUGCGUGUAUCUGUUGGUCAGCCGCGUCAGAUGUUGCAGAUGAUCAAGUGCUGGAUGGUGGUGUUUUCCUGGCUCCUAACGACGCAUUCCGCCACGCAACUUCGGUUGCUGAAUCUCGAUUAUCGAACUUGCUGCCCUCGUUCAUGAUCCCCAAAUUGUUUCUUCCGGUUCAUCGCAUGCCGCUAACCCCAAGUGGAAAACUGGACCGUCGUCAGCUACUAGCACACGCUGGCACACUCUCUGCUGACACCGUGAAAUCUUACCGAGUGGCGCCGUGUUCAUCACAGCCUCCUUCUACUCCCGAGGAAGUCCUCCUGCAAAGCAUCUGGGCCCAGGUCCUGAACAAAAAUGCAGACGAGGUUGGUAUAGCUGAGAGCUUCUUCAACCUCGGUGGGGACUCGGUGAGCGCCAUGCAAGUUGGAGCCAACUGCCAAGCUGCUGGUUAUAGAGUCAGUGUCGCCGACAUAUUUCAAUUUCCUACCAUAGCUCAGUUGGCACACAAUAUGAAACUGGUCAGCAGCAAUCACCCCGGUGUCACCAAAGAAUAUCCAGAGGAGGCCUGGUUCGGGCUCUCCCCCAUCCAAAAGUUGUUCUUUGAGUUAUGCCCAGGUGGGCAUAAUCGCUUUACUCAGCAAUUCCUGCUCCGCCUUUCGCGGCGUCAGGACAACGCCCGUGUCUGGAAGGCAAUAGAAGCAAUUGUCCGUCGACAUUCUAUGCUACGGGCUCAGUUUCACCGUCCCCCUUCUGGACCUUGGGAGCAAAGGAUACGUAAAUAUGGUCCGAGCUGUUUUAUCUUUCGGGAACAUACCCUGCAGCGCCUCGACAUUGGUAUACAGGAGAUCCUAGUAGAGAGUCAAGGCCUGCUAGACAUCAGGACUGGGAGAUUACUUGUUGUGGAUAUCAUAACCACAUCGGCAGGCGAGCAAUACAUGUCACUGAUGGCGCAUCAUCUGGUGAUAGACCUGGUGUCUUGGCGCGUCCUCCUGCAAGAUCUAGAAGACUUCUUAACCACAGGUGCCUUAGCAGGCCCGGGCCCUCUAUCCUUUCAGCAAUGGUGCCAUCUUCAAGAAGAGUAUGUGGCAGAAUGUCUUGAGCCGCGAAAAGCAUUGCCAACCGAGGCCCCUCCAGCACCCCUGUCCUAUUGGGGUGGGCAAUCGUUGGUAGACAGGAACACCUGGGCAGAGGCAACCCAGCAUUCAGUCACUCUCUCACCACAGGUGACCCAGGCAAUCUUGGGUCAUGCUAAUGAUGCCUUUCGCACUCGCCCGGUCGAGUUGAUACACGCUGCCCUGCUGUAUUCCUUCCUCCAAAUAUUCGACGAUCGACAACCUCCCGCCAUAUAUACAGAGGGCCAUGGCCGUGAGCCAUGGGAUUCGCACAUCGACCUGUCCCGCACUGUGGGUUGGUUCACGACCCUGGCUCCUGUAUGGGCCCCAGUGAGCAAGGAUGAAGACAUAUCCACAUUUGUGUUGCGCGUGAAAGAAGCUCGCCGUGCAAUUCCAGCUAAUGGAUGGACAUAUUUUUCUUCACGCUAUCUACACCCACAAGGGCGCGAGUACCAUCAGGGGCAAUCGCCCAUGGAGAUUCUAUUUAACUAUACGGGAUUGUUUCAGCAGCUGGAGCGUCAAGAUGCACUUCUAGAGCUUGCUGCAAUUCCCGACCAUGGAAUGAUCCAGAUGCCAGAUGACAUGCCUCGUUUUGCCCUCAUCGAUGUGUCUGCGCUGGUAAUGAAUGGCCAACUUAAUAUCUCAUUUUUAUAUAAUCGACACAUGUGGCACCAAGCAAACCUUGAAAAAUGGUUCCACGAAUGUGAGAGGACAUUUGAGAACCUGCCAAAAGCGCUCAGAGGGCAUCGACAACUUGCUCCUUCCGACUUUCCACUCUUGUCGCUUGGCAACCGUGAGCAAUUCGAGAAAUUGAUGGUUGACAUCGGUCGUCGGGUCCGUCUUUCAGAGAUUGAAGAUAUUUACCCAUGCUCACCAGCUCAGAUUGGCAUGUGGUUAAGUCAAACCAGAGAUCCCCAAAAAUAUUGGUCACGACUGCAAUGGUCAUUGUACCCAUCCACAGACCACGGCACGUCCGUGAGUAUUUCUCAGGUCAAGCUAGCCUGGCAAAAAGUGGUCAACCUCCAGCCAAUCCUUCGGACCGUAUUCUUUGCGGAUCCAAGUCAAGGAUGUGAGCCUUUACAAGUAGUCCUCAGGACAGCAAAGGCAGAUAUGGAGGACGGCGAAGUUCAAACAUGGGCACCUGAGGACGAAAUGACCCCUUUGCUUGUUGAUCACUGCGGCAAAUCUGGUAACAGAGUGACACCUGCUCACCGACUUAAAGUCCACUCAAUGUUAGAUAAUAGUGUCCGCUGUGAGUUAGUUAUUAACCACAUGCUAAUCGACGGUUGUACACAACAAAUCCUUCUCACGGAGCUUCAACGGGCAUAUGACGACCUAGGGCCUGGGCCUGUUACUCCCCCAUACAGUGAUUAUAUCAGUUAUAUCAAUGGCCAGUCCGAGGUAGAAUCAAAGGCAUAUUGGCAACGGUAUCUAGAUGGAGUUCAACCAUGUCUCUUUCCUCGGCUGAGUCCUCUGUCUGAUCAGAAAGCACUCCGCUCCUUGCGUUUUACAUUGGACACUGCUCAGUGUUUACGAGACUUCUGUCAACGCCAUACUACCACUAUUCCGAAUCUUUUUCAGGUGGCCUGGGGUCUUUUGCUACAAGCAUAUACAGGGUCCGACAGUGUGUGCUUUGGGUUCUUGGUGUCGGCCCGAGAUAUUCCUAUCCCUAAUGUCCAGGAGAUUGCAGGCCCUAUUAUCAAUCUUCUUGUGUGCAAGCUUUCUUUUGAUCCCCUAGAAUCGAUCACCUCAACACUUGCAAAUAGUCAGGCCGCGUAUGGUCGUGGCCUGGAUAACAGACAUAGUCCACUACCCGAUAUUAUGCACUCUCUUGGCCUGACAGGUCGACCACUUUUCAACACAGCACUAUCGCUGCAGAAGGCAAACGAUAGAACAACGCCAUUAUCGCCUAGUACGGUGGUCAAAAACCAGGAUGGCUGCGAUGCAACGGAGUACGAGUUGACCCUCAAUAUCAUGGAGCGAGAGAAGACUAUAGAGGCAGAGUUGAGCUAUUGGUCGUAUAUGUUUACAGAAUUGCAAGCCGAGCUGAUCUCUGGCACUUUCCAGCAUAUCGUCUGGCAGCUUGUAUCUGGAGUGUCGAAUCAGCUGGGUCAGCUUGGCCUGGUCAGUCAGUUGAAUUGGGAUUGCGUCAUGGAUUGGAACAAGCAAGCCCCGAUUAGUAUGCGAGGCUGCAUUCACGAUGAAAUAACACAUUUCGCCGUCAAAAACCCUGCGUCGCCUGCAGUGACUGCGUCUGAUGGAUCCUUGACCUAUGCGGAGUUAGACCGAUUUUCAACCAUACUAGCGGAGCGCCUCUCCGAGCGUGGAGUCGGUCCUGAUAUCUUUGUGCCGAUAUAUGCAGAUAAGUCCCGAUGGGUAAUUGUCGGGGUACUGGCAGUCCUGAAGGCCGGUGGUGCAUUCGUGUUAUUGGAUCCGUGUCACCCCAUGGAGCGGCUGCGAGAGAUACUGAAGAAUGACAUCCACAGUCAACUCAUUCUCACUUGCGCAAGGCUCGCAUCCCUAGCAAGGACAAUUUCGGAUACUGUGAUUGUGCUUGAACAGCUUGGCAGCGAGGUCAACGCAAGAAUGCAUCGUAUACCCCCAGCCGUGGCGCGUGUGUGCCCAGCUACCGCGGCGUAUGCAGUCUUUACCUCUGGCUCCUCAGGGAAGCCGAAAGCCAGUGUGGUGGGCCACGAAUCGUAUAUCACAGGUGCAAGAGCACACAGUAAAGCACUCGGUCUGGCUGAGGGCUCUCGGGUGCUUCAGUUCGCAUCAUUUGCCUUCGAUGCAUCGGUCAUGGAGAUACUUACCACGCUUAUGGUGGGCGGUUGCAUCUGUAUACCUUGUGACAAAGACCGGCAAGAGAGACUUCUUGACUUCAUACAGGAGGCCCAGGUCGACUGGGCAUUGCUCACCCCCUCCGUAGCACGAACCCUUGACCCCGGGAAGGCAGCAGCUCUGAAGACUCUUGUUCUAGGUGGAGAAAGUCUGUCGUCUGCUGACGUGCAAAAAUGGUCCCCAUAUGUGAGGUUGAUGAGCGCCUACGGACCUUCUGAGUGUUCCGUUAUUGCGACUGUACAGGAUUCUACAGCGGCAUUGAUGAAUGAACCAACCAAUAUAGGCCGCCCCACCGGUGCACGAGCUUGGGUAACCGACCGAAAUGAUUCAGACCGAUUGGUCCCUGUCGGCGCCGUAGGGGAACUGCUCCUCGAGGGGCCCAUUGUAGGCCAGGGGUACCUAGGUCGGCCGGAGCUUACGGCUGCCACCUUCGUUUAUGACAUGCCCUGGCUGAACCACGUAUCCUGCUCACCGGAUAGACCCCUUUACAAGACCGGUGACCUUGUCAGAAUGCUCAUUGAUGGAACAUUGAUGUAUAUGGGACGCAAGGAUCGUCAAAUAAAGCUACGUGGACAGCGAAUUGAGCUGGCGGAAGUAGAAUAUCAUGUGCGACAUUGUUUUCCUGGGACGCCGGAUGUCUUCGCCGACGUCGUGGCGAGUAAUGAUUCGGAUCAAGCGUACUUGAUUGCAGCAGUCUCGCAGCCCACUCAAGAUCAAGAUGCGUUUGUGUCUGCCGUGUCGAUCGCGGAGAGCCAUUUGCAAAGAGCUGUACCUCCCUUCAUGCGUCCGUCAUUUUUAUUCCGCCUUCAAGAGGUGCCGCGACUACCUAGUGGAAAGGUAGACAGAUCCCGCAUACGGCAACAAGGCAUAAAUUUGAUGCAGAAGCAACGACAUAAAUGCAACAACGUUGUGAAGGAUUGGAAAGCAACGGACUUUAGUCCAGAGGAGCAAGCACUACGGGAGCUGUGGUCCCAACUGUUGCACUGCCGCGUGGGAGCUAUUGGACCCGAGGAUGACUUCUUCUCCCUGGGAGGUGAUUCCAUUACGGCGAUGAGGUUAGUUUCGGCAGCUCGCACACGGAGUCUUCAUGUUGCUGUGGCCGAUGUAUUUGCGCAUUCUCAGCUUCGCGAGCUAGCUAGGUCUCUCACUCGCCAUGGCCAGGGACCACAUGGAUACGAACCAACCAGGCCACAUGUUACCCCGUUUUCGCUCAUUCCAUACGGCCGCAAAGCAGAAAUACAGAACCAGGCUAUGAUACAAUGCAGCGUUGAUCAGGCAGAUAUAGAAGACAUCUACCCUUGCACGGCGAUACAGGCCGGGAUGGCAGCCAUGACAGCGGAACGAGCGGGAGCAUAUGUUGCCCAUCACGAGUACAGUAUUCCAGCAGAUAUCAACUUCGUACGUUUACGCUAUGCGUGGGAGAAGGUGGCCACCCAUCAUCCUAUUCUUCGCACUCGUCUCAUUCAGACAACGGAUCUUGCUUGCUGGCAAGUUAUUGUCCGUAACCAGGAAUUAGGAUGGGUCGAAUCGCAGAUCUUGGAAACAGAAGACUUUGCCCUGGGAGGGCUAGAUCCCAUAGGCAAUCGUGACCAUGGAAUAUUCGGCAUUCCAUUGUUCCAUGUAAGGGUCACUAGAGGGGCUACUUGCAAGAUGACUCUCACAAUGCAUCAUGCAGUGUACGAUGCGUGGUCACUGCCACAAUUCCUCCACUGCGCCCACAUGGCCUAUGUUUCCGAUGAGUACCUCCCAAGUAACCCGGUUCCUUUUCAACACUUCAUUGAAUACACCUGCUCGCAAGUCGAGCGUUCACUGGCCCACUGGCGGGCCGAAUUCAACGGUUUGGAUACUGAGCCAUUCCCCAUGGUUCCCUCAAUAUCGUAUCGAGCCAAGGCAUUAAGCCAGGUUGAGCAUUCCAUACCAACUGGGGUAAUCAAAGAGACUAGCGUCACACGCACCGCUGCUGUUCGGCUCGCGUGGGCAUUACUCCAAGCACAGUACCAGAGCAAGUCAGAGAUUGUUUAUGGUGUUGUCUCCUCAGGACGAACAGCUCCUGUUCCGGGUGUCGAAACGAUAAGCGGCCCCACAUUAUGUGCAUUCCCCCUGCGAGUUAGCAUCAACACAAACGAGAAGCUUGGCAAGGCUCUGAAGAAUCUCCAAGCACGAGUUGCUAACUUCGCCUCCUUUGAACAUGUUGGCUUGCAGCAGAUCGCGAAGUUGGGGCCAGAAGCAAUGCGUGCCUGUUCCUUCCAAACGUUGCUGAAUGUUGAGCCAGCGGAGGAUCUUGUUGACAGCCCGGCUUAUAAGAGCCUGUUUGACUCUAUGGGUGUCAAAGCCAGGGACGGGGCGUUUGCAACAUAUGCUAUAGUGCUCAACUGUGUAUUGAAGGCCGAUUCUAUCACAGUUACAGCUACGUUCGAUGAUCAGGUUGUCUCCCGUUGGAAGAUGCGACAUAUCAUUAACCAGUUCAGUCAUAUCCUGCAAAAUGUUCACCAACGACCGCAGUCACCAGUACGCGACAUCCUUGGAGAGCUUAAUCCGUUCAGUAUGCAGCAAUUAAAGAACUGGAAUGGUGCAAUCCCAGACAUGGUGUGUGAAACAGUGCCUGGGGCCAUACAAACGCAGUGCUCCCGGCAGCCACUUGCUCCAGCAGUUUGUAGCUGGGAUGGCAGCUUCACGUAUAUUGAUCUUGACAGAUGGUCCAAUAAGGUCGCCAGCCUUUUGCAACGUCGUAAUGUCCAUCCGAAGAGCAUAGUUCCCGUACUUAUGGACCGGUCCCGUUGGGUGAUGGUGGCCAUGCUAGGCAUCAUCAAAGCAGGAGCAGCCUUUGUCUUACUAGAACCGUCAUACACUUUCGCCCGCCUCCGGCUUAUUUGCAAUGACAUAGACGCCCCAGUCAUAUUGACCAGAGCACAAAACGCGAAGGCGGCACAAGCACUGGUCUCGGAUACCAUAGUGGUUGAUGAGAGACUCGGAGACGGUUCACCGAACAUCACAACUGAUAGUCAUGCGUGGUCUCCGAGUCCGAAUGACGCCCUGUAUUGUGUCUUUACAUCUGGUUCAACUGGCAAGCCGAAAGGCAUCAUUAUCAAUCAUGGACCAUUUGUCACAAUGAGUCAAGAGUACGCGCGGCGGACAAGAAUCAGGCCUGAUGCCCGAAUUUUGCAUUUUGGGUCAUAUGCAUUUGACGUCAGUAUCCUGGAAACGCUGAGCACACUCAUCGCAGGUGCUUGUGUCUGUGUUCCAUCAGACGCAGGCCGCAAAGAGCGAUUCGCCGAAGCAAUACAAGAUCUUCGACCCUCACAUGCGUUGUUAACGCCGUCACUAGCUCGUGUAUUGCCGCAGAAUUCCCUGGGCUCUGUGCAUACCUUAAUGCUAGUCGGAGAGGCCGCUCGGCGCGAUGACCUCGUCAAGUGGAUUGGGAAGCUGCACCUAAUGAAUCUCUACGGACCCGCCGAAUGCACCAUCUUGUCAAGCAUGCAAUCCAACUGCACCCUUGAGACCACGCCAGCCAGUAUCGGACAUCCCGUUGCUAGCAUUGGAUGGAUCACUGACCCCCGAAACCCUUAUCAACUGGCCCCCAUCGGUGCUGUGGGCGAGCUAGUUUUGCAGGGCCCUCUACUUGGCCGGGGAUACCUGAACGACCCAGAUCAAACAGCUGCCGCGUUCUUCAGGGGACCAGAAUGGUUAGAUGGUUUGGGUUUAGAGAACGAUGUGAGUCGAUCUAAGGUGUACCGCACUGGUGAUCUGGUCUGCUACGAGGAUGACGGCUCGCUGGUGUACCAUGGACGGAAGGACACACAGGCAAAGCUACGAGGCCAGCGCUUGGAACUUCAAGGGGUUGAGGAGCAGAUUCAGCGAUCAUUUCCAGGGAUACUGACUGACGUUGUUGCUGAAAUUGUAACCCCCAUUGAUGUCCGGGCAGUCCCCUGUUUGGUUGCUUUCCUCUCCGUUGGAGGGAAAGGGCAGGCCACCGAAAAGCCUCCCGAGUUCGGUGAACAGCCACUUGACGUCGUUUCAAUCCCCAACUUUCCUGACCACGCCAAGAUGACCGAAGCCAGACUGACAGAAAGUCUCCCAGACUAUAUGAUACCCAGUAUCUUCGUUGCCUUACGGCAAAUGCCUCGUACUGUCGGCGGCAAAGUCGACCGCCGGGGACUAAGACAGGCAGCUUCAUCGAUGACACGUCAGCAGCUGGCGUUGGGGAGUACCAGCACCGCUUCAGGAAAGCAGAAGGCAAUGUCAUCUGACACGGAACGGCUUCUGCAGUCAAUCUGGGCGCGAGCUCUUGGGAUUGCGCCCGAGAAUAUCGGAGCAGAAGACAGCUUCUUCCGAUUAGGCGGGGAUUCCAUAUCUGCUAUGCAGGCCACGAGCCAAGCCCGUGCAGCAGGUAUUGAACACGCCGUGGCGGACCUCUUCCGGUGGAAGUCCAUCCGGCGUAUCGUGGAGAAAUUCGCCAACCUCAUACAUGUACCUCAAGCGAUUGGGCACCAGGGGGCCGAACAGGGCCGCCAAGAGGAAGAUGUCGGUGCCGGUGUCGAAACAUCUUCGGAUGACAAGGCCGAGGAACUCUUACCUUGUACGCCUGUGCAACGGGGAAUAUUGCUGACCCAAAUGCAAGACCCUCUCAGUUAUGCUCCCCAUUUCAUUUGGAAGGUCAGGGGGAACUCCGCUACACCAGUCGAUGUUGCUCGUGUGGCAAGAGUAUGGCAACAGGUCGUAGACCGACAUUACGCCCUGAGAGUCGUAUUCGAAAAUGAUACCCGGGUAGAUGGUGAUGGUUUCAGGCUUCGGCUGUUCCGUCACAUCGAUGCACCUGUUUACAUUCUUUCUGAGUCGCCAAUCGACAGCAAGGGCUUGCCUGUCUGCCUUACUCAGGAGGGUGUCCGACGAGAUAGUGAUAUCCCACACCAAUUUACCAUUUGCCACUCGGCAGAUGGAUCCAUCUUCUGCCGGCUGGAUAUUAACCAUGCCAUUAUCGAUGCCACGUCCGUCUCGUUGCUAAUGCAGGACCUAAUGUCCCUUUAUGAUGAACAAGUCCUCUCCGACGGUGCGCAGGAUGCGUAUCGCGAUUAUCUUCAUUUCGUCCAUAGGCAGCCACAAGAACCUGCGCGCGCGUACUGGAGCUCGUACCUGAUGGGAAUGCAGCCUAUGUCCCUUCCGUAUCCUUUGACGGCGGGUGACAAGACUAUCAAGCCUCUAGAGCGGUUAGAGGUCCCUCUUGCCUGCAGUGGGUCGGAUAUUAACACGUUCUGUCGACGGACAGACUGGACUGCAUCAAACCUCCUCUAUUUUGCUUGGGCCAUAACCUUAGGCGUCUUCUCCGGGUCGGACGAUGUCUGCUUUGGGGCUCUGACCGAGGGCCGCCAUGUCCCAGUGCAAAACAUUCAGUACACGGUUGGCCAGAUAGCCAACAUGGCAGUGUGUCGAGUACGUCUGACGCCGCAUAUAACCCUUGAUCAGGCUGCUCUUUCUCUGCAAGAAAGCUAUGGCCACAUCCUAUCCUUCCAAACCUUCCCGUUAUCGGAGAUCGCACGAGCAGCAGGUGUCACGGUGCAAGAGCUGGCAUCCACGGCCAUCAAUGUCCAGUAUGCCCUUUCGGAUACCAGAUCAGAACAAUCUAAAUGCUCCCUCACGUUCGAACCAGUAGGUGGACUUGAUCCAACUUCGCAAGACAUUAUGCUCUAUGCCUUGAUAGACCAAAAUGGAGGUGUGCGAGUAUCUAUGUCAUAUCGCCCCUCUCGAGUCUCAACCGUCAUGGCCACGCAAUUAGCAGACUACUUUUCUGAGGCUGUUUCAGUUAUCCUCCGGAAUCCCUGUGCGAAGAUUGGUGAAUUAAACCUUCUAAGUGUCAAUGACCAUGAGCGAUUGCUGCGUUGGAACACUGCACUGUGCGAGCCACAACUCCAAUGUGUACAUCAGGCAAUUACCCAAUGUGCCUGGCGACAGCCGAGGGCUCUGGCUGUCUGUGGAUUCGAUGGGUCUCUCAGCUAUGCUGAGUUGGAGAGCCAGAGUACACAAUUGGCUGAAUUUAUGGUUGCCCGCGGAGUAACGCCAACAACAUACGUUCCCCUAUGUUUUGAAAAGUCACGAUGGACGACAGUGGCGAUGCUGGCUGUGAUGAAGGCCGGUGGUACUUUCGUGCCAUUAGACCCAACACAUCCUAUCACCAGGCUUCAGGAGCUUUGCCGGCGCGUAGAUGCACGCUUCGUUCUUACUUCAGUGGCUCAAGCACAUAUGGGUCCGAAGUUAGCAAACGACGCAAUUGUGGUGGGGCAUGGGAACUAUGACCACUGCGCGAGAACGGUGAACCUACCAACAAUGGUUGAUCCAGAAAAACCAGCGUAUGUGCUCUUCACGUCAGGAACUACUGGAUCUCCCAAAGGAGUGAUGAUCCCACAUGUAUCGUUUCUUGCUGCUGCGCAGGCGCAGAUGCGAGCCUUCUCCAUUGGCCUCGGGUCCCGCGUGUUACAAUUCUCUUCGUACGCAUUUGAUGUGUCUGUGAUGGAAAUCCUCACGACGUUAAUCGCGGGAGGUACAGUGUGCGUCAUUUCCGAACCAGAGCGCAGUCGCAUGCUGCUGGAUGGUGCCUGUCCGAUAACCGUUACCCACGCAUUUUUGACGCCAUCCAUUGCGGGAAUGCUGGACGCCAGCAAAGCAUCUUGGAUAGAAACACUUGUCCUCCUGGGUGAACCCAUGUCCACCUCGCAUAUUCAACAAUGGGCUAAUGCCUGUCACUUGAUGAACGCUUACGGACCAACCGAGUGCUCUGUCUUGAAUACCGCAACAUCCCGUAUUGUCCCCGGCUGCGAUCCGAAGGACAUGGGCUACGCACUAGGGGUACACUUCUGGGUGGUCGACCAGAAUGACCACCAUCGACUACUUCCCAUCGGUGCUAUUGGAGAGUUGGUUAUCGGUGGUCCACCCGUCGGUUUGGGCUACAUCAAUGACCCCAAGAGGACUGCCGACGCCUUCAUUGAGCCCCCGAGUUGGUUACGAUCACUCUUCCCGAAGGACGUACCUUGCUGGCGUCUGUACAAGACUGGUGACUUGGUCCGAUAUAACACCUCGGAUGGUACUUUACGCUACGAAGGCCGGAAAGACCGACAGAUCAAGGUGCGUGGGCAGCGCGUAGAGCUCGAGGAUAUCGAGUAUCAUACGGCCCGUUGCUUUCCUGGGGCAGCAGACGUAGUUACCGAGCAGAUCGUGCUCCCGCAGGAUUCAGCCCCGGCUUCGGGUGGUGAGUCCUCAGUGCACUCACGAAUAGUCGCCUGUAUCCACCGGAAAGGCUUCGCUGAACAAUCAACGUCGAAUUCCUCGCUAGAGCGUGACGUGUUAGCCGCCCCAAGCCGGGAAUUCGACGACGACGCAGCGAUCGCAGCCCAACGGCUUCGAGAGGUCCUCCCCAGCUUCAUGGUUCCUGAUAUGUUCUUGCCCAUGAUCUAUGUCCCACGUCAAAAAUCAGGCAAGACAGAUCGUCGACGUUUGCGAGAGGCAAUAGUAGCACUCCACCUCAAGGAUUGCCAACCCGCCUCAUGCACCACAGAACCAAGCAAGCGAUCAUUUCAAACCGUCACUGAGAAGAAGUUCCAUAUGAUUUUAAGCCAGCUUCUCAAGCUCGCUCCGCAUAUGAUCGGUGCCGAUGACAGCCUCUUCCAUCUUGGCGGCGAUUCGAUUAUCGCUAUGAAGAUUGCCGCCCAUGCCCAGGCUGCUGGUCUUGAUAUCAACCCUCAUGAAGUCCUUCGAAAUCCUACUAUUCGGAGCUGGGCUUGUGUCGUAGAUGGGAAACAUGCCCCAGUUGCCGUUGCACCAAAGAGCCCGCCUAUAUCGCUCGUUGCGGACUCUCAUUCGGCAGAAAUCUUCCGGUCCUUCUUCAACAACGCGCCUCCUUUCAGCCAUGAUAAUGUGCAGAGCAUUCUGCCUGUACUAGAUAAUCAAUCUUACUACCUAAAUUCUUCGUCUAUUGUGAACUUCGCAGAACUAUUCUCAACGUCUCUUAACACCAAUCGUCUGCGGAAGGCAUGCCGCACAGUGGUAUCCCAGUACAGCAUUUUGCGGACGGUCUUUGUCACCGUGGACCACCAGUGCUUCCAGGUGAUCCUACGGAAUUUUGAGCCAGAGUUUACUGAAGUGGAAGUUGAAGACGCAGAAGUAUACCUACAGUUAGAAACGAAGCGACAAGUGGCUCCGUCUACGCCACUGGGAACUGUUCCGGUAAGCUUCUCCGUGCUAACAAGCACGUCGUCCACAAAAUGCGCCUUUAUUGCGCGGAUCUCCCAUGCUCAGUACGACGGCGCUUGCCUCCCCAUCCUCUGGAAUGCGAUUAAAUCUGCCUACAACGGGGAGCCACUACCAGCUGCCACCGAAUUGGCCGAUGUUGUGCAUCAUCGCCUGGGGAAAGAGCACCCUCGCAGCUUAUCAUUUUGGACCGACUACCUCCGAGGAGCUUCCUCCACAGCUCUGGAUCCGCUGUGCAUUACUUCGCUACCCAAUCCACCUGGAGACACUAUGUCGCCUACUACUGCCCGGAGAGAGAUACGCCGGCCAGUGCCUAUGGCUGGCGCAACGGUCGCUACGCUUAUCAAGGCAGCUUUAGCGUGGCUCUUUGCACGAUACCAAUCGCAAUAUGAUAUAAUCCUCGGCCAGGUGGUCCAUGGGCGCGGGUCUGACCUUCCGAACAUUGACAAGGUCUUUGGACCUUGCCUCACAUUCCUCCCAAUUCGCAUCACUACUGAUCCGAAUUGGACGGUAUCCGAUCUCUUACGCCACACUCAAGCCCAGCAAGUUGCAACGGUGCCGCACGAUGCGGUAGCCCUCCGGGAUAUUGUUCGGCAAUGCACCAACUGGCCGGAAGAUGUCAAAUUCGGAUGUCUUGUGCAUCAUCAGCCCCUCCAAUCUGCAAAUGAGCCGCUGGCACUAGGCAGCCUGAGUUCAUAUUCGAAUAUCACCUGGGCCAGCUCUCGGCCACCGGCUGGUCAGGUCGAUGUGAUCUCGAUUGAGCGCCAGGACUCCCUUGAUCUGGUCAUCGCUAGUCCUGAAAAUGUCCUAGAUCAGACUAGCAUCGAGUGGAUGGCGGAUCGGUUAUCAGAAGCCAUCGAAUUGUUCUGCCAACUUCCUCAUCGUAACUUGACUGAGCUUGAACUGGACAGGGUAGACCCCGUGGAUGUGCUCAAGGGGUUGUCUCCGUCUUUCCCUACAGUCGUGUCAUCAGCAGAGUGCGAGUAA